AUGGCACCGCCAUACAUACCCAUUGCUGAAAUCCCAACUGUAUCGCUACUAUACAAACUCAAGCGCCUGAUUCCUCAUCCACAGCCACUCAAGGCGCCCUCGAAACCACUCAACGACACGAUAUCACUAAUUCGGAAUGACAUAACAAAGCUCGAAGGCGUUGACUGCAUCGUCAAUGCAGCUAAUGAACGGCUUCUCGGCGGCGGCGGCGUUGAUGGCGCAAUCCAUCGAGCUGCUGGCCGCGGCUUGCUUGAGGAGUGCCGAACACUCAAUGGCUGCGAUACUGGCGAUGCUAAAAUAACAGAUGCAUACAACCUUCCCUAUAAACGGGUGAUCCAUGCUGUGGGCCCUAUAUAUCAUUUCGAAAGGCGAUUCAGUGAGGGUGGGCCGGAGGAUUUGUUACGGGGUUGUUAUCGUCGCAGCCUUGAGCUAGCUAUCGAGAACAACAUGAAGAGCAUUGCUUUCGCAGCAAUUAGUACGGGUGUUUACGGAUAUCCGCCCCGGGAGGCGGCUAAGACAGCCCUUGACGAGACACGCAAGUUUUUGGAACAAGAGAGCAAUAUCGGGCGCCUGGAACGGGUCGUUUUCUGUAAUUUUGAGUUCAAAGAUGAGAGGGCUUAUGAGGAGUUGAUUCCGCUUCUUUUUCCUCCUGCAAAACAACUCCAGAACACAGGAGACGGAGACGACCACACUGUAUCUCCACCGCCUGAGAUCCUGGCGGCGUCGCUUCCUGACCCGCCGACGGGAGAGCCCACUUUGGCAGGUCAGCCAGAAAGCAAGAAACAGAAACUUAGUGCAUCUGAUGCAGGGACACAGACCACGCACAUCCCUGCAUUUUCUGAAGAGAAGAGUGAAGAUGAGUGGGAAGAAGUCCACAAAUCCGAGGCAGGUCGUAUGGACACUAUUGACGAUGACCCCGUCGAAGUUGACCGACCAUCUUCAGACACCGAUGUGCAGAGUGUACAGUCAAGCGGGAUUAUUGACGAUAUGUUUCACUCUCAAUCCACGGGUAGUCACUUGGGGAAAGACUAA
Messenger RNA from Aspergillus puulaauensis, 1032 nucleotides. RefSeq names its product macro domain-containing protein. The transcript has 2 exons. The record is from RefSeq and is a predicted model, not a curated record. Lineage: Eukaryota; Fungi; Ascomycota; Eurotiomycetes; Eurotiales; Aspergillaceae. Bases 1 to 1032 code for a protein of 343 amino acids.